Molecule: messenger RNA, 1331 nt
Organism: Galdieria sulphuraria
Lineage: Eukaryota; Rhodophyta; Bangiophyceae; Galdieriales; Galdieriaceae
Product: cysteine synthase A
Exons: 1
Coding region: 141-1298 (385 amino acids)
Cellular component (GO): cytoplasm
Molecular function (GO): cysteine synthase activity
Source: RefSeq, a predicted model, not a curated record
GGGCUGGGAUACUUGGAAAUCAACAAAGAGUGGCUGAGUUAUAUUUGAAAAGAAUUUCUAUUCCAUCUUUACAACAAGAGUUUUCAUUUCUCUCUUUCUUUUUUUUUUGUUUCGAAUGAGAAAAAAGUGAAUAAAAUGAAAUGUCGUUGUUUGUAAAGAAUCCCAUCGGUGUGGAUUGUAUUCUUCCUCGUCGUCAACUAUUAUUCACACCUUACAAGUGUUCAACUUUCUGUCCUACUCAUCGAUUCCCUACACUUUAUAUUCGACAAUCGUCUACUAUUGGUUUCACUAUGACUCAGUCUACUCAAAAAGUUGGCUCAAGUGUUUGUAAGGAUCCUUGUGACCUGAUUGGAAACACUCCCAUCGUCCAACUCAAGAAAAUACCAGCUACCGAAAAGGAUUGUCAAGCUAUUAUCUUGGCAAAACUGGAGUCCAUGGAGCCUUGUUCUUCUGUCAAAGACCGUAUUGGUAAGAGUAUGAUUUUACAAGCUGAACGAGAAGGUAAAAUACAACCCGGUAAAAGUGUAUUGAUUGAACCUACUUCUGGGAACACUGGAAUAGCAUUGGCUUUUAUUGCAGCUUCACGUGGAUAUUCUCUCAUCUUAACUAUGCCCGAGUCGAUGUCCAUCGAACGACGAAUGAUACUCCGUGCCUUUGGAGCACAAGUUGUGUUGACUCCUGCUUCAAAAGGUAUGAAAGGGGCUGUAAAGAAAGCAGAAGAAUUGUUAAAAACUAUACCUAAUGCAUACAUGUUGCAACAGUUUUCCAAUCCUGCCAACCCUAAAGUCCAUUAUGAGACGACGGGACCGGAGAUUAUGGCAUCUGGAGGUUGUGAUAUAUUUGUUUCAGGAGUAGGUACUGGAGGAACUAUUACAGGUACUGGAAGAUAUCUAAGGGAGAAAAAUCCGUCGGUCCAAAUAGUUGCCGUAGAACCGAGUGAGUCUCCUGUAUUAUCGGGAGGCAAACCUGGACCUCAUAAGAUUCAAGGAAUUGGUGCAGGAUUUAUACCUGAUAUAUUAGAUACGAGUAUUUACGAUGAAGUAUUUCAAGUGAGUUCUUCUGACGCUAUUACUAUGGCCAGAAGGAUGGCUAUAGAAGAAGGCUUAUUGGUUGGGAUAUCUUCAGGUGCUGCUGUUUAUGCUUCUAUUGCUAUUGGAAAGAGACCGGAGAAUCAUGGAAAACGGAUAUUAUGUAUUAUUCCUAGUUUUGGAGAACGAUAUUUGACGAGUGCUUUAUUUGAUCCCCAACGAGAAGAAGCUUAUAAUAUGCCGACGGAAUCGAUGGAAGACGACUCAUAAUAAAGUAUUGUGUGAAUUUGUGAUAUAAAAACC